AUGUUCUCUAUUUCGAUCUUUCGUUCAACAAGUUAUUAUUUAUUUGUUAAUCCAUGUAUUCAACAAUUAUUUAAUUCAAUUAAUAAACCAUUAUCAAAUAAACAAACAUUAAUUGAUCCAAAUCCACCUUUAGUUGGUCAAGCUAUUGAAAUAAAAGAAUAUUUAAGACAAAAUUCAAUAUCAUUUGAUGAAUCAUGGACAUGUAUUAAAGCAUUAUGUUGUCAAAGUUCAAAUAGACUAUCAGGAGUAAUUCAUAUUGAAAAAGAACGAGGUGAUUUUGCUUGUUUGAAAUGUUCAACAAAUGGUACUUGGAUAGAUUUUAAAACUCAAUGGCAACAUUUUAAAACAAGAACAUAUUGUCCUAAAGCAAAUACAUCAUCAAUUCUAUUAUCUGAUAAAGAACUUGAAAUUUGGGAACAAUCAAAAACGAUUGAAGAUAACGAUAAAGAAUUUAUUGAUACUAUUCUAUCAAGAUAUGGAUUUACUGAGGAAUAUACAAUAUCAAUGACAACUCUUCAACGAUAUGGUAUUCGACUUUAUCAAGAUCAACUUAUUGCACCAUUACAUGAUACUGAACGAUCAAUUGUUAAUAUUGUUGUUCUUGAUCCAAUGUCUUAUUCUGAUACUAAACCAAUAAAACUUCCUGCACCAUUUGGUUUAAAUCUUCUUUCAUCACGAAAUGCUGAAAUAAUUCUUGUUGAUUCAAUUUGGGAUGCUUUAUGUGUUUAUCAAGUAACUGGUAAAAAAGCAAUUGCUCUUCCUAGUGCAAAAUUUUCUAUACAAAUGAAUAUGAUAUUUGAACAUUUACGUAAAAUUCAUAUAUGGUAUUGGAAUGAUAAAGCACUUGCUUUUCGUUUAGCUAAUGUACUUAAUCCACAUCGAUGUUUUAUGAUAACUUAUCCAAUGAAUGCAUAUACAGCAUUUAAAUCUGGUCAUAGUUUAAAAACAAUAGUUAAUGAAAGUUUUGCUGUGAUUAAUAAAUGUAUUGAACAAUUUGAUACAUUUCGUGAUUUAAUACGUGAUGAAUUACUUCAAAGAACACGUUUUGCUGGAUUACAAUGGCAACGAUUUCCUAUGUUAACGCAAAUUCUUAAAGGCCAUCGAGCUGGUGAAUUAACAGUUCUUACUGGAUCAACUGGUUGUGGUAAAACUACAUUUUUAAGUGAAUAUUCACUUGAUUUAUGUCUGCAAGGGCUAUCAACUCUAUUCGGAAGUUUUGAAAUUCAAACACAUCGUCUUGCUAAAGUGAUGUUAACACAGUAUUCCGGUUUAAAUUUAUCUAAACAUAUGGAUGUAUUUGAUAAAUUUGCUGAUCAAUUUGCUCGUUUACCAAUGUUUUUUAUGACAUUUCAUGGUCAAGAAAGUAUUGAUAAAGUGAUUAAUACAAUGGGAAAUGCAGUUGCAAUUCAUAAUAUUCAACAUGUUAUUAUUGAUAAUCUUCAAUUUAUGAUGGGAAUGGAUUAUUCAAAUAAUGAUCGAUUUUUUAAACAAGAUACAUUAAUUCAUCGUUUUAGAAAAUUUGCAACAAAUAAUAAAUGUCAUGUAACAAUUGUUAUUCAUCCGAGAAAAGAAGAAGAUGAUGGAUUGUCAAUAUCAUCAAUAUUCGGUUCAGCAAAAGCAUCACAAGAAUCUGAUAAUAUUUUAAUUAUACAACAACGAAAAUUAAGUACAGUAAAUGGUGGAAAUAUUAAAUAUUUACAAGUUGCGAAAAAUCGAUUUGAUGGACAACUCGGUCGAUUUAUACUUCGUUUUGAUAAAGAACGUUUAUCAUUCUCUCGUUCAAUUUCUUCAAGAGACGAGUCAAAUAAUGAAUCCGAUGAUUCUGAACAACAACAACAAUCAAUUUCUGUUGAGCAAUAA
Molecule: messenger RNA, 1860 nt
Organism: Rotaria sp. Silwood1
Lineage: Eukaryota; Metazoa; Rotifera; Eurotatoria; Philodinida; Philodinidae
Source: the annotation of a GenBank genome assembly